This is a messenger RNA of Larimichthys crocea (large yellow croaker), 2433 nucleotides long. RefSeq names its product ankyrin repeat and BTB (POZ) domain containing 1 (gene abtb1). Gene Ontology annotation, cellular component: ubiquitin ligase complex; cytoplasm. The record is from RefSeq and is a predicted model, not a curated record. The transcript has 12 exons. NCBI's taxonomy places the organism in Eukaryota, Metazoa, Chordata, Actinopteri, Sciaenidae. Gene Ontology annotation, molecular function: protein binding. The coding region runs from base 187 to 1614 and encodes 475 amino acids.
AACACCGAGGACACGAUCAGCUUGUAAACAACUGUGCAAGAAAGGUGCGGCAGUCAGCUAGACAACUUCCCCAGCGUCGAUCGAGGACAGUACUGUUUUAAAAAACCCCAAAACAAACAUCGCUCACCUGUCCGGCAGACAGGCCGUCUCAAUGCAUUGCAGAGGACCGAAAACACCGCGGGGAUCAUGGAUGUGUACGACUUGUUUAGUAGUUGCAGGAAGGGCGACAUCUGUAGAGUCAGAUACCUUGUUGAACAAAGAGAUGUGGACCUCAAUGUAAGAGACAAAUGGGACAGCACUCCUCUGUAUUACGCGUGUCUCUGUGGUCAUGAAGAGCUGGUCGAGUACCUGUUGGCUAGUGGUGCCAAGUGUGAAGCCAACACGUUCGACGGCGAGAGAUGCAUGUACGGCUCUCUAAGCGACUCUGUACGGCGUCUGAUCAAAGACUAUAAGUGUGUCAGUGUCCGUGCCAUGCAGCGGAAUGAUUUUAACUACUUUCUGCACAUGUUACUGGAGCAGGGUCAACACAGCGAUGUCAAGUUCUUGGUCCAUGGACAAAUAUUUACAGCCCACCGAUGUGUUCUCAGCGCACGCUCGGAUUACUUCACUGAUAUGUUUCAGACCAAAUGGGAGGGGAAGAACCUGAUCACCCUCAAACACCCUCUGGUCAACCCUGCAGCCUUUGGAGCCAUCCUGCAAUAUUUCUACACAGGACGAAUGGAUAUUGAUAUAAGCCUUUUGGAUGACUCCAGACGACUUGCUAAACAGUGCAAGAUGGCGGAUCUCAUAGAAGAGCUGGAGAAUAAAUGCAAACAGUUGUAUGAAUUUGUUUCGAACAAACCCAUCUGCGUGAAGGUUCUCAGCCUGGAGCCUCGCAGCUGUCAACUUCAGGAGGACAUGGCUCAGUUAGCAAAGUCUGCACUUCCCACUGGACGAAGAGCUGGAUUUGACGAACUUCCCUUUAACAAAUUAGAAAACUUCCAAAGUUACCCUGACAUCUGCUUCAUAGUCGAUGGUUACAAUUUCUUGUGUCAUAAGGCGUUUUUCUGCGGACGCAGUGAUUAUUUCAAAGCCUUACUGGAGGACCACUUCAGUGAAGGAGGGCGGCUGCAGUCCCAACCCAGCACCCCAGUGAUUACUUUACACAACAUUUCCCAUGAAAUAUUUAUCCACGUCAUGUAUUACAUCUACACAGACGACACAGAGUUAACAACAGAGAACGCGUUUGACGUACUAUGCGUGGCUGACAUGUAUCUGCUGCCAGGGCUGAAGAGCCUCUGUGGGAAGACGCUCGCUAAGACUAUAUGUGAGGACAACGUUCUGUACAUGUGGAAGACUGCAAAGCUUUUCCGUCUGUCUCGGCUGGAAGAUCACUGCACAGAGUUCAUGGCCAGGAUCAUUGAACGGCUGGUGGAGCAGGACGAGUUUGCCGAGAUCAUCCGAGAGGACGCAGAGUCGCUGGAGGAGAGACACGAAAAUGACUCCGUCCCCCUGGUGGACGACAUCCGUUAUCACAUCACCAACAAUGUGCAGACAUACAGUGACAUUGAGGAGGCCAACCAGAAACUGGAGGCCUUGGAGGAGCUGCUCUUGAGCAUUAAUAUUGACUGCUGAGCGGUCAGCAGGUUGUAGCAGGUCUGCGGCUCAAGCUGCUGCAGAGCUUGAUUUUUUUAAGGGGACAUCUAUAGUGAGAAAAACAUAUGCAUCUAUAUGUUUAGGUUUCUUUUAUUUACAGUGUAUUAUACAGAAUAUAUAUUUUCAAAGGAAGCUCUGAUGUUACAGGAUUAUAUUCAAAGCAGGCUUAUGAUGGCUGACUAGCCAGACGUGAGAAAGGAAUUUGGUGUAAAGGUUUUUUGGGGGAAAUGUGGGUGAUAUAUUUACAACAGAAUAUAAUCUUUGCAUUGUGCAUGCAUGAAUUUAUUUGCUUCGAUUGGGAAAAUCUGUGAAAUCGUAUUUCUAUGCUUAAAGAAAGCCGAAGACUCGCAUUCGAUAACCGAGGACAGCGCAGUAUAUGUUCACUUUAUUCACCCAGAAAAUAUUUUUCACAUCAAACUCUUGAUUUGAAGUUACCUCUAGUAUAGUUUUAUGAUUUAUGUCAUGUGCUGAAGCAACUUUUAUUUGGGUUUAGCAGCAAAACUUAGCCUCACUGUUCGACCUGUUACAUUUCUCUUAGACUUAUCGCCCUCUAACACAUUUCUGCCAUUUGUUUGAACGUAAAAUGGACAAAUCUUAUUUCCUGCUGCCGUAUAUGGCAGCAAACCUCUCUUGCCUAGUGUGUGUGCAGAAGGACAUAAAUGACAUACAGCUCUUAGAAAAACUGUUUGCAUGUAAAACCCACCAUUGACACAGGAGAAAUGUAUUUGUUUUUAUUUAUUUAGAAAUAUUAUUUCUCCCUGCUCUUGGUUUUGGCAAAUAAACGUGGUAUUGCAAGCA